AUGUCUUCGUCGUCGUCAUCGCCCGACGAGCCCACCGCCCAACCCCCCGCCAUCAACUACGUCCUGAGCUUCAUCCUCGUCGGCCUCGCCUGGGGCCUCACCACGCCCUUCAUCCGCCGCGCCGCCCGCACCCACAAGCCCGCGCCUCACCCGCUGCUCGACUCCCCCGCCGUCAAGCAGAGCUGGCUCCGCUCCACGCUCUACGCCGCCGCCUUCUCCGUCCUCGAUCUGCUGCGCAACCCGCGCUAUGCCGUCCCGCUCGUCCUCAACCUCACCGGCAGCGUCUGGUUCUUCCUCCUCAUUGGCAAGGCUGGUGAGUUCUUGAAACAGACACCGCACACCCCCAUGUCUCUCAUCUUGACAGGCCUCCCGGGUUGUCUCAGAUUCCCCCCAUCCACGUCCCCAUCCCCUUCCACACCUAACCGCCCUGCUGGGCUAGCCCGCAGGGUGGUCGUUUUCCCUCCUUAG
Molecule: messenger RNA, 468 nt
Organism: Trichoderma aggressivum f. europaeum
Lineage: Eukaryota; Fungi; Ascomycota; Sordariomycetes; Hypocreales; Hypocreaceae
Exons: 1
Coding region: 1-468 (155 amino acids)
Source: RefSeq, a predicted model, not a curated record